Xiphophorus hellerii (green swordtail) is the source of this 3856-nucleotide messenger RNA. RefSeq names its product serine protease 23. The record is from RefSeq and is a predicted model, not a curated record. The transcript is spliced from 2 exons. Gene Ontology annotation, biological process: proteolysis. Gene Ontology annotation, molecular function: serine-type endopeptidase activity. The coding region runs from base 331 to 1539 and encodes 402 amino acids. NCBI's taxonomy places the organism in Eukaryota, Metazoa, Chordata, Actinopteri, Cyprinodontiformes, Poeciliidae.
AUAUCACAUGACGACACUGGGCUUGGCGCUGCGCGCUCUGGAUCCUCGUUGGCGGAUGUGACACUCUGGAGAUCAGGCAGACGGCAGAUCCUCCUCCAGCAGCGCACAAUGAUCCCGCUCAUUCGCUCUGGACGGAGUUGCGCGUUGCGGACCGGACCGAAUGAUCAGGACUCGACAUAAAACCCCGACGUCUCAGUUGAACAAGGCGACUUAAACAAAAAAAAAUUCGGAGACACCGUCGGUUCUUGUUUUAUAGGAGUGUCUGUCUACCUGCGGUGGAUUGAGGAGGGGUUGCUGUUCAGCAACAGGCUCACCUGCAGAGGCAGGACCAUGCGCUCCAAGGCUGCGCUUCCCCGGUUUGCCUCCCUUUUGUGUCUCCUUUUCCUUCCCUCGGUUUUGUCCUCCUCUCCUCGGCGGCAGUGGAUUCUCCAGCGUAUCCCUGUGGUCCUGCCCCAGCAGACAGAGGCUCGACCGACGCCGCAGUUUGUGAAUGAGGCACGCCUGGACGUUGCUUCCCCCUGCGACCCAGAAUGCCACAAGAAAGCCCCUCGUCCCAGCUACUGGGAUUUGCGGAGCCUUCUGGCCUACGAGACCCUAGACUCUAACGGCCAACUCACUGAGACCGCCAUUGGGAUUUAUGGCUACAAUCCCUAUUCCAAUACUAGUCCUGCUUACUCCUCUGGUUCCUCUGGUAAGGCAGAGCGGUCACAUGUCAGAAGAAAACGGCAAAUAUUUGGACAUGAUGGUCGUUUUAGUAUUGCGGGGCAGAACUUCCUGCUUAAGUACCCGUUCUCGGUGGCUGUCAAACUGUCCACUGGAUGUUCUGGUACACUGGUGGGGGACCGUCAUGUUCUCACAGCUGCUCAUUGUGUUCACGAUGGCAAAAACUAUGUGAAAGGAGCCCAGAAGCUUCGGGUGGGCUUUUUGAAACCAAAGCAACGGGAUGUACAACAUUCACCUAUUUACCUUCCCUCUAACUUUACCAACCAUGUAGAGGGAGGCCCAGAUCAGUACUCCCCACCUGCUAAUGACAAAAUGAAGUUCCAGUGGAUCAGAGCCAAGCGCACCCACGUUCCCAAAGGUUGGAUUAAAGGCAAUGCCAAUGACAUCGGGAUGGACUACGACUAUGCUUUGCUGGAGCUGAAAAAGCCUCACAAACGCCGCCACAUGAAGCUAGGGGUCAGCCCCCCAGCUCAGAGACUUCCCGGUCGUCGUGUCCACUUCUCAGGAUUUGACAAUGACCGCGCUGGACAGCUGGUGUACCGGUUCUGUCGGGCAGGCGAGGAAACGUCGGACUUGUUGUACCAGCACUGCGACGCUCAGCCUGGGGCCAGCGGCUCUGGAGUCUACGCCCGGAUGUGGGAUGGGCGGCGGCGGCGUUGGGAGCGCAAGGUGAUCGGUGUGUUCUCCGGCCACCAGUGGGUGGAGAAUAAAGGGACAUCUCAGGAAUUUAAUGUGGCAGUCAGAAUCACACCUCUUAAAUAUGCACAGAUCUGCUACUGGAUUAAAGGAAACUUUGUGGAUUGCAGAGAGGGGUGAAGGGGAAAAAAACGUAGAGAGGACUACACAGGGGUGUAGCCACAAAAAGAACUGUGCCAAUCUCUAGGAACCUUUUCACAUGUUGUGACGCUACAAACACAAAUUCAAGAAUGGUUUUAAAAGUCAGUUUUAAAAAUGAAUCUUUAAAAAAAAUAAAUAAUGUGACAUAAAUGUAUUCAGCCCCACUGACUCAGUCCUUUGUAGAACCACCCUUUAUUACAGUUACAGAUGCAGCAGAGAUUUGGGUCAUUACCAGCUUAGCAAAUCUAGACACAGAAAAUAUUGACUCUUCUUUAAUAAAAUAAGUCAUAUUGGAGCUAACAUUUGGCAGGACCAAUCAAACCCUUAGAUUUAACAUAUGGUUACUGUUAUACAUGGCUCUCCCUCCAGGGUGUCAUUAGCAUUCAAAAAAAGUUGUCAGUAGCAAAGUUGUACUUGAAAAGGUUUUGUUUUACUUAACUGCAAUUCUAGUCAAUGUGGAACUAACCUCUAUCCACAGCUCAACCUUUGUAUUUUGCAUUGAUUGAGCACUUAGAAAAUAUCUGUGCACCAGAUGAUUCUGAAGUUGGUUCAGAAAUUUUCAAAAACACUUUUUAAAAAAAAGAAUCUGGGCAUGAUUUGAUCAUCCCAUCUUUAAAAUUCAAAAUAUGUUUAGGUUUUGUUGAACCAUCUAUAAAAUUCUUCUUGUGAAGCAAAAGACUAGCAGCAAACUCAUCAGUAUAUUUUAGUUCUUAAUGUUUCUGAUAAGUGCAUCAUAUUUCUUUUCCACAAUAUUGUUUAUUUAAAAGGUGGGUGUGUUUAUGUGAAGUGGCUGUGGUACAAUCAGGAUGGUUAAUCCAUGGGGGUAUUUAUGUUUGGUGAACCUCUUUCCCUGCCCCAACAUUUCUCCAGCAUUGCCCAGCAUUUAGCUCCAACCUUCCCUGCAAUGCUGAAAAAAGAGGCUGCCACCUCCUGGUUUCAUCGUGGGGGGUUUUGUUUUCAGGGUAAUUCACCAAAAUAGUUUCCAACCACCAAUUUUCCAUGUAGCCCAGAAAGUUACAUUUCAGUCUCAUCUAACCGGAAAACCUUCUUCGUUUGCUGUCUUUUAUACGUGACUCGUGGCAACAAUAGCUUCCUUCGUCUUAAUUUCUGGAAUGCUAUGCUAAUAGUUGUCCUAUCAACAGCAUUCUCCUACCUGUGCUGUGGAUGUUUGUAAUUUCUACACAGGCGCCCCCGGCAUGUUGAUUGCCUUAUUAUAGUUCUCGUACCAUGUAUGUUUGCACUGUUGCCAUAUUUUUUGAAAUAUUUAAUUUAACUUUAUGGAUUUAACUACUUCUUGAGGUGUUCAAAGUCUGGGAUAUGGUUUUAUAAGCUAACCAUUAUAAACACCUCUGUAACUUGUCCCCAGUCCGGUCUGCUGUGUUCUUUGUGUCGUUUUUUGAUGUUUUAAUCACGUUCUCUUAACAAACCUCUGAGGCCUUGACUGAACACCUGUUUUUAAGCAGAGAUCACAGUAAACACAGCUUGACUUUCUUUUUCCAUCGUUUGAUUUCUGGGGCCAUUUUUUUUCCUAAUUCAUUGUUUUUUGGGGCAUCAGAGCGAUGGGGCUGAAUACAAAGGCAAUGCACACUUUUUUGUUUUCUUUUUCAGAAGGUUUGGAGAACUAUUCAUCUUUUUACUCCUACAUAAUUAUGAGCUUACUCUGUUGGUGAUAAGAAAAUCCCAGUUAAAUACAUUGAGGCUUGCGAUUGUAACGUUACAACAUGAACAUUUCAAGCCAUCUGGAUACUUUUGCGAGGCGAUGCAUUUUCUUUUGGAGUGCUGGAAGCCAGAGGAUUCCACAUUUAUCACCAUUUUAUGUUCAACACAGACACGGUAAAACAAAUAAACGUCAAGGUUUUGUCCCAUUUCGGGGGAGGUAAAGAAAGCAAUGAAAACCCUUGGUAAUGGCAAACUAUUCAAACCGUUAUUUUUAUGUUCAUUGUUGCACCUGCGUUUACGCCUCUAAAGUCCUACAUAUUUUCAAAGAUUGUAUUUGUAUUUUAAAAGAUGAUUUUGAAUAAUCAAAGUAUCUGUUAGCUUUUGUGAUGUGAAAUGCAAACUGAUGGAGAGGAUACGUCUUCCUUUGUUAGUUAUGUUGACUAAGAAUGCACUGCCAAGACUUCUACUGAGAAUCAUACCUGUGGAUGAAUGUACAUGUCAGCUAAGCCAAAGUUGUAAAUUGUAUUUUGCACCUUCUCCUAGUUGACAUAAAAGUUAAUCAACAAGCAUACAUUAUUUUCAGUGCUAAUGGAGUCUAAUAAAUGAAUCUUUAUUUUACAGGAUGAUUCGUAAAAAC